AUGCUACACCCUCACUUUCUUCCAUGGAUCGUCUUCGCUCUGGUCGCCCUCGUCACUCCUUCAUCUGCUGCCACAACAACGUUCAAAGCGGGCGAUCCUGGAUUACAGUUCUCAGCAGGCUGGACCAACAGCACGUUCAAUGGUGUCCCCUUUGUAAAUUUGAAUGGAGAGGGGAAUCUAACCGCGCGUCUGCCUGUUGGUGUAACACAAGUACAGUAUACCGGGUUCAAGCUACCAAUACUCUCGCUAUACCAUGUCUGCCUUGACGGUAUUUGCUCGACGAUUAAUGUCACUGACUCUACGGCGAACUUCCCCCCUCCAUCCGUGCUCUUCACAUUAUCCGUAGAUCCGACUUCGCCUCACACACUUGCCAUCGUCAACGGCCUUUCCACGUCGACAAUUACAUUCAUAUCACUUGUCGUCACUACUUCCGAUAGCAAUACUACUUCAACCAGCUCAUCGGCGUCAUCGGUAGCCACUGCCACUGCUUCUGCUAGUCCGACAUCAACAAACGGGAACCAGCAAAACAACUCGGAAGGAGGGCCUGGGAACCGCGCCUUGUCGACGACAAUCAUCCUAUUGGUUCUCUUGGGCUCCAUUUCAAUACUUGUCGGCCUCGUCGUAUUCUUGCAACGCGUGAGGCAACGUAGACUGGAGCUCAUCAGGAAUGGUGGCGACGAUAGAACUGGCAACCAAAAGGCGGACCCUCCAAAUCCGUCGUCUGCUCCCCCAGAAGUAUCCAUGCCCUCUAUCAAUCGUCUCAGCACCUUCAUCGCUUCAAAUACAUCACAAUCACGAUUUGAAAAUGGGUUGAAUUCGUCAUCUCGAUACAAGUCACUACCCCCAGCGCCAGCGCCAGCGCCCUCGCGUCCGCCGACACUAGGUCAACCCUCUACAAGCAGGGUGGCGCAACUCAAUGAAGUCGGGCGUCCUCCUCACCCAGGUCAUCCCACCCUUUUUCUACCUAGUUUCUUGGACUUUGAAGAGCCAUCAGUCUCACAUUUCUCCACGUCAGCCACAGAUCACAGUUAG
This is a messenger RNA of Pleurotus ostreatus (oyster mushroom), 1032 nucleotides long. RefSeq lists its product as uncharacterized. The record is from RefSeq and is a predicted model, not a curated record. The transcript is spliced from 5 exons. Lineage: Eukaryota; Fungi; Basidiomycota; Agaricomycetes; Agaricales; Pleurotaceae. Bases 1 to 1032 code for a protein of 343 amino acids.